Pristis pectinata (smalltooth sawfish) is the source of this 1204-nucleotide messenger RNA. RefSeq names its product phosphatidylinositol glycan anchor biosynthesis, class F (gene pigf). The coding region runs from base 144 to 920 and encodes 258 amino acids. Gene Ontology annotation, cellular component: endoplasmic reticulum membrane. The transcript has 6 exons. The record is from RefSeq and is a predicted model, not a curated record. Lineage: Eukaryota; Metazoa; Chordata; Chondrichthyes; Rhinopristiformes; Pristidae. Gene Ontology annotation, biological process: GPI anchor biosynthetic process.
UUUAUGCAUGUUUGAGUCAAUAGGGAGAUUGAUUGGUGAUGUGGAAGAAGGUAAAUAAUCUAUGUGGAGCAGACACGGGGUUGAAAACGCAGUUUCAGAGGCUUUGUUUUUAUUGAUCGUUGGUCUAAUUUUUAGAUGUCAACAUGAAGGACGUUGAGUUAAGAGGCAUGUUCUCUACGCACAUAAUUCUCAUCCUCUCGGUCCUCUUUGCUACUUUUGUCCCUUCCUUAUUUUUGGAUAACUUUUCUGUAAUUGAAACGCACCUGCUGUGGCUGUGCAUUUGCUCAGCUACUGUGGCGGCUGUUAGCAUCGUUUUGCAUUCACUACUGGAAAUGAACACUGUAUCGAACAAAAAGAAUUCCUUCAGUCAUAAGGUCUCAAAGACUAUCAAGUCCUGUUUGUUAUUCUUGACUUCUUGUUUAAUGUUUCAUGGAAUUAUAGUAUUAUAUGGAGCACCACUGCUAGUGUCCUUCAAGGAGACUUUUUUAUUUGCUGUUCUAUUAUCUACGUUUACAACAUUUCGAUGCCUCUGUGUGCGGGGACCCAACGUGCAGGCAUGGAUACAUGUCUUCAGUAAAAAUGGUGCUUUGUCUAUCUGGGAUACUAGUCUUCAAAUCACCACAAUUUCCAGUUUGUUUGGAGCUUGGCUUGGAGCGUUUCCUAUCCCACUGGACUGGGACAGGCCCUGGCAGAUGGGGCAGGAGGUGGCUGAUGGGACAGGAAGGUUGGUGGGCCACUUGAGAGGUGGUGAGCUCCUUCUGUCACUUACACAGGGCUUCUGUGUGCUCCUGAUGCAUGCCCAUGAGGUGUGGCCAAUUUCCUGUACACUUGGAGCAACACUUGGAUUCACUAUCAGUCUUGUCAUCGCACCUUUAUGGAUAUACUGGAACAGGAAGCACCUCACAUACAAAUGCAGAUGAUUUCAUCAGUUGGUGAAAAUGCUGUAAUAUUUGGUUAAAUUAGCUUCAUUUUGAAUGGCAUAUGUGGGCAUUUGGCAUCCUUCCAGGGUUAUGUUUUGUAAAGUAAAAUGUUUAUUUGAACGCAUGUGUUCCGAGACAAUAGAAUAUUUUGUGAAAAUCCUUCCAUGAUUUGCUUCCUAAUUUAAAGAGGGGAAAUAAAAAUUGUAGCUUUUGCGAGUGAAAUGACCCCUGAGAAUCUUGACAUUGUACCUUCCAGGGAAAUAAAUUCCUCCAUAUGAUAUUAA